AUGCGAAACGAAUGUGUGCUGUGUGUGCGUGUAUAUGCGGUGAACGCUCAGAAGAUUUCUCAUGAUGAUUCCUCCCCAUCUUAUGAAUCGGAUAUUCGUUGUUUUGAACAAGCUGGUUGUAAAUUAUCGGAUAAAUAUAAACACAUUGUAGUGAUUGACGAUCAUAUUUGUCAAAACCAUCUGUUUAUUUUUGUUGCAUAUUUUCUCUUCAAGGUUCCUUAUUUUCUGGGUCAUUGUAACUAUGAUAGUCCAUUUACCCGGUUGCAUUUUGAACGUGUUUCCCUUGUGACUCCGUUUUUGUUCAUGAAAAGGACAGAAUGCUGCGAGAAUAAAAUCGAUAACAUGGUGAAGAAAGAUGAUGUUGUUGUAUUUAUGAAAGGUACACAGGAAGAACCGAUGUGUGGUUUUUCGCGAAAUGUGAAAUUGGUCUUAGAUUUUCACAACGUUAAGUUCAAAGAUUAUAAUGUACUGGAGGAUCAAGAACUUCGAGAAGGAGUAAAAGCUUACAGUGAAUGGCCUACUAUUCCUCAGGUAUUUGUGAAGGGAGAAUUUGUUGGAGGAUGUGAUAUUGUGGUGCAAAUGCAUAAAGACGGAGAAAUAUCUGAUUUCUUCGACUCGAAGGGCAUUCCAAACAAGUAUGGAGAGAAAAAAUAAAACCGGAACGAUUCUAAUAAAUGAUUUUGUAGGGAGAUUAUUCAGUUGUUAUAGGUACGGAUAGUCACAGAUCUGUAAUAUUUACUGAAAACGAAUAAACAAUUGCAA
Cylicocyclus nassatus is the source of this 762-nucleotide messenger RNA. The record is from the annotation of a GenBank genome assembly. Lineage: Eukaryota; Metazoa; Nematoda; Chromadorea; Rhabditida; Strongylidae.